Alosa sapidissima (American shad) is the source of this 1660-nucleotide messenger RNA. RefSeq names its product oligodendrocyte myelin glycoprotein b (gene omgb). Gene Ontology annotation, molecular function: protein binding. The record is from RefSeq and is a predicted model, not a curated record. NCBI's taxonomy places the organism in Eukaryota, Metazoa, Chordata, Actinopteri, Clupeiformes, Clupeidae. The coding region runs from base 68 to 1306 and encodes 412 amino acids. Gene Ontology annotation, biological process: neuron projection regeneration. The transcript has 2 exons.
CCGGACGAAGGCAACAAAACGACAGAGAGAAAAAGAGAGAGGAAGAGAGAGAAAUGACUUCUAAGUGAUGGACAGGAUCAGGACUUCAUUUCUGACCAUGACUGCGUUGCUGUGCCGAGUGUGCCUGCUGGCUCCGCUGCUGCCCAUGCUGCUGCUGGGGAUGCGUGCGGUGGCCGUGUGUCCCUCCAUGUGCUCCUGCAGCCGAGGCCACCGCACCGUCGACUGCUCCAACCGGGGACUCUCCCAGCUGCCUGACGGCCUCCAGCACAACAUCCGCUUUCUCAACGUUUCUCACAACCACCUGCAGGACCUGGACGGUCUCCUCGGCCACUUUGCACACCUGAGAACGCUGGACGUGUCCCACAACCGCUUGCACAAGUUCCCCUCGGGCCUCCCGCGGGCGCUGUGGGACAUCCGUGCGUCCAGGAACUAUAUACGGCACCUGGAUAAGAACGACACCGCCUACCACUGGAACCUGCAAAUGCUGGAUCUGUCAUGGAACGAGCUGGACCGUGUGGUGUUCAUCAACAACACACUUCCGGCCUUGCAGGCACUGAACCUCAGCCACAACAAGUUCUGGACCAUGCCCACCAACAUGCCCCACAACCUGCAGACGGUGGACAUCUCGCACAACUAUCUUCUGCAGAUCUUGCCCGGGUCACUUGACCGGCUGCCGAGACUAGAGAAGUUCUAUCUCCAUGGCAACCGCUUUGCUUGGGUAGGAGAGGGAACAUUUGUGCAUCUGGAGGGCCUAAAGUUGCUGACACUUGGGGACAACCCAUGGGCUUGUGAUGAAGAGGAGAACAUCACACACCUGCUGGUGUGGGUGCAGCAAACCAACGCCCGCGUGUUGGGAUGCCCGUGCCACACUCGGCACACCUGCGGGGAGGCCCACCUCGCCACAGGCACCUGGCAUUCCUACGCCUCCUACACAGAACACCCGCUGGGCACUGACGCACGCAAUCGUCUCCUACGUGAGCCGAGUGACCUCAACGGACCGUCAAUGCAGGCAGUGACCUCAGGUUACCUGUCCAAGUGGGCGCUUAUUAACCCACGCCACCAAGGCAACGGGAGCCUCUCGGCUGAGGUCUCAGAGCAGACACUAUCCAGAGAGGCCAGCACAGUGCUGCCGGUCACGCCUCACCGCGGCCUUGGAGCCAAAACGAGCACAGCUGCCCACACAAGGGGCACCAAAAAAGUGAUCCCAGUACGGGCACGCAGCACGAGCUGUGGCCUGCACGCUACAAUGGGCCAGACGCUUGCCUCCAACCUUUUCAUUGCCAUAGCGAUCCUCAAGGGCUUGUGAUUGUCACACUCAUGAACUUUAGCCUCAUCUGUCCAUCAGUAGUCUGUUCUUACCCUCUCUGCAAAUGUGAUGAAGUUGAUUUUGGCUACUGAUUAUAAAGGCCUUCUGAAUUGCCCUCUCUGGCCCGAUCCUCCCAUUGCCUCCCCGAUUGUCUCCCUGUCUGGCUUGAAUGCAAACAAAACAACAAUAGACACAGAAUGUGAUAAAAAAACAACACAUAACUAAACAGUGUGCAUAUGAUGUAUUGACUCUCUCUGUCUUUCUGCUUUCAAACUCAUAAGCCGACCUAUGAAAAAUGUAGUUGGAAAAAUGUAUGGCUCUACAAUGGAUAACCAUAUAUUCUGGAAAAAAGUA